Messenger RNA from Sus scrofa (pig), 6296 nucleotides. RefSeq names its product inhibitory synaptic factor 1 (gene INSYN1). Lineage: Eukaryota; Metazoa; Chordata; Mammalia; Artiodactyla; Suidae. Gene Ontology annotation, cellular component: postsynaptic density. Gene Ontology annotation, biological process: inhibitory postsynaptic potential. The record is from RefSeq and is a predicted model, not a curated record.
GGGCCGCGGAGCCCGGCGGGGCAGGGCGGGGCUAGGCGGCCGAGAGAGGCCCAGCCCGACCCGGCGCCUGGUGGCCCCACCGGCAAGACCCGGGCGCUGGCCAGGCUGCGAGCCGAAAGCUAGCAGGCGGGAGGAGGCGGAGCGCGGCAGAGGCUGCGAGCCCCGUGUGCCCCGGCCAGCCGGGCCCUUCGCGCGCCCCCUCCUCUCGCCUCUCCUCGCCUCGCCUCCUCCUCCUCUCGCUCUUCUCGCCUCCUCUCCUCUGCCGGGCGCCGCUCCCGUCCGCGCCCGGGCCGCCGAACCCAGCCCGGCCAGGCCCCCUGCCUCUCGCGCUCUCGAUCCCACGGGGACCUGGUCCCGGCGGCCAGCACCGCCCCUCCCCCCCCCCAGGACCUGGCGAUUCCGGACCUUUCCGAUCGUGGACUGAACGGAGGGAGCGUUGUCGCCCCCGGAGGACCGCGGGGCUGGGCUGAGCGGACCCUCGCGGCCGCUCCGGACGCCGCAGGUGCCAGAGCGCGGUCAUUCUGGGUCCGGGCUGAGCGCGUCCCGGGCGCCCACGGGUGCCAGCUUACUGCCGGCAGGGCAGGGCAGACCCCGGCGGAACCCGGAGCCAGCUGAUCUGGACUGGACAGAGCGAAUCCCGGACGGCGCUGAGUCCGGGGAAUGCCAGGCGGGCACUGAGGGUAUCCCGGCGCCUUCCCAUCCUUCUGACUUUGGCUCUCGCGCUGGGACCCGCCCGGCGUCGCUUCAGUGGCCCUGUGCCCGGGUCACCUGUGGCCUCGGAGCCCCGGGCCCGCCAGACCCUCGCUCGUUCCCCACCCGGAACUCGGCGGGGGUUGGGGGAGAUUUUUCCUGCCCCCUUCCUUGGAGCGUGGAGGCCCCGCCCCCUCCCACCGCCCAGAUGUCUCUGGUGGCGGCUCUGAGGACCUCCCUGAGGCCAGGGGCUGAAGGGUCCAGAGAGAGAAGCCCGCCCUAGGAAGCCUUGGGGGCCCCCCAACCUCGCCUUGGGACUUGGCCCCCCCACACACACACUGCUCGGAAGGAAGGCCGGUGCCCCUACCCUCGGGGGCUGCCCUCCUCCACUCCAGCUCCCUUCCCAGAGCCACCCACAUCUGGACCCCCUUCACAUCUGGAAGACCCCAGCUACCAUCCCUCUGAAGGUGUCAGUUGCAUCUCAAGACCUCUGCCUUUGCAGUUGCCUAGGAGUUGUGAAGGGAUAACUGCUGCCUUCCCCCCAUCCCAAGGGCAUCUCUUACCCUUAGUCCCUGCAGAGUCAUCCCCCUGCCUCUCUGUCCAGCUUAGCAUACCCACAGGCACUUCAAGUCCUGGAGGCCACUCCUGAGACCCAAGGCUCCUCCCCCUGCCCUCCUGUGUCCUCACCUUGACCCCCUCUAUCAGAUUCUGUCUCCCUCUGGGUCUCAUUCCCCACCCAGAGGUAGAGGAGGCGGGGUGGCAGGGGGCAGGGGCUGGGUGAGGGCCACCCAGGGCCAGGGUGGGCUGGGGGGCCGUUAAGAUGUGGAGCUCUGCCCGGCUGAGGGGGGCUCCGUGGAGGCAGCAGCGUGUGCCCGGCUGGGGGGAGUAUGGGCAGGCCUGCGGCCACCUGGUAAAGGAUGAACAUUCGGGGCACCCCGGACCUCGGGCAGCCCAGUGACGACCCCAGCAGUGGUGGCGAGCGGGAACGGAUUCGACAGCGCAUGAAGAUGGUCAUCGGGCAGCUCGAGGGCAUACUGCGGGAGCUCAAGGAGGUGGCCAAGGAACUAAGGGAGGUGGUGAGCCAGAUCGAUAAGCUAACCUCCGACUUCGACUUUGAACUAGAGCCGGAUGACUGGACCACAGCCACUGUGAGCAGCACCUCCAGCAGCGACAAGGCGGGUGCGGGCGGCCCCUUUGACCUGGGCCACCUGGACUUUAUGACAGCCGACAUCCUCUCGGACAGCUGGGAGUUCUGCUCCUUCCUGGACGUGUCCACCCCGUCGGACUCCGUGGACGGCCCCGAGUCGGUGCGGCCGGGGACUGGCACUGACUACCGGCUCAUGAACGGCGGCAUGCCCAUCCCCAACGGGCCCCGGGUGGAGACCCCAGACUCCUCCAGCGAGGAGGCCUUCGCCGCCGGCCCAGUGAAGGGCCAGCUGCCCCAGCGGACCCCGGGCACACGGGAGAGGGUGCGGUUCAGCGACAAAGUGCUCUACCAUGCUCUGUGCUGCGAUGAUGAGGAGGGGGACGGCGAGGAGGAGACGGCGGCAGCGGCAGAGGAGGAGGUGGGCCUGUCCCCGGAGCCUCCCCAUGCGGAGGCCCACGCGGGCCCCGUCAAGCCCUCCCCGGCGCCCUACAAGCCCAGGCGCUCCCCACUGACGGGCCGCCGCUCGGGCCCCACCACAGCCCCCGAGCAGACCCGAAGGGUCACAAGGAACAGCAGCACCCAGACGGUGUCAGACAAGAGCACUCAGACGGUGCUGCCCUACACAGCCACCAGACAGAAAGCCACCGGGAAGAACUAGGGGCCGGGGUGGGGGCUGGGGGCGGUGGGCACAUAGAGCUAUAAAUAUAUAUAUAUAUAUAUAUGUGUGUGUAUAUAUAUAUAUAUUUAAACAAACUCAGUCAUAAUAAAAUUUUAAAAUGCUAAGGGUCCGACCCCACAGACACCAGAGCUUUCACGAGCUCGUCUUAGACACAGAGAUGCCUCCUCAUCUCCUAGGUCCCCAGAGGCGUGGCCAGAACCCCCUCCCUCCCUUCCUAUGGCAGGGUCCCUGAACGGAGUGUCCCGAAGUGGGUGAAUGAUUUUGGGAAAUCUAACCUGGGACUCGUCUAUCUUGGUGGCGGAGUCUGACUGCCGGCCUGUUCCAUAGCCUGGAGGGGACUCAGCAGCAGGAGACAGGCUCUGGAGGAGCAGGGUCCAAGGCCAGGGCUAACUGUUGAUGUGAUUCAGAGGAGACUGCAAGACCGAGGGUCUGGGUCACCCGUGCUGGGCCCAGGAUCACUUGCAGCAGCCCCACCCCACCCAGUGCCUUCUACGCUGAGGCUGACUUUUGCCUCUCCUUCCCAAAGGCAAAUUUCCUGGGAUAUAGGCGGUCCCACCCACUUCCAUCUUGGGGUUGCCCAGCACGUAGAGAAGGGGCCAGCUGCUUCCAUGGGUGGGCCUUCAUGCUGGGAAGCUGGGCUUCCGUGGACCCUGGAGGCCAGGCUGGGCUGGGCAGAGGUUUGUUGGGAAAGCCUGGAACACUCGGAAUCCUUUCAGCUCCCAUGCUCAGCCUUGACCUCUAGGGAUCAAAAACUCAGAGCAGAACCUCCGCCAGCCUCUGCUUGGCCCUGAGGAGACCUGAGGUCCGUAUGAGAAAGCAGGCAGCUGCCACCGUGGGGCUGUGAACCAGAGCCACAAACAGGUUCUAUAGCAGGCAGUCCCGGAGAGGAAUCCAGUGGCCAUACUCUGUCCCUGCUUCUCCGCCUUGGGACACCAACAGAGACAAGAUGGGAGCCUAGAGGUACCAGGGCAUCAUGUGGGGCUUGGCCUCUACGCAGGGACCGCAUCUGGUAUCCUUGCGAUAAUAAUUACAAUCACAGCUCGCAUUUAUUGGGCAGGUCCCUAUGCCACUAGAGCACCGAGGUCAUUUUAAGUAUUAAUUCACUUAAUCUUCACAACAACCUGACGAAAUGGGAACUAUCAUUAUCCCCAUUUUUUACCGGAGGAGACUGAGAGCCUCAGUGUGUUAAGUAACUGGCCCAAAGUCACAGAGCCUGUGCCACCCUGCCCACCAUGAGCGUGUGGUUUCUGGGCCGUACCUGGCUCUGCUCUCCAGCAGAGCCAUGACCUUGAGCCAGUCCAUGUGCCUCUCUGAGCCUAUCUACCUCACCUAUAAAAUGGAGCUGAGAGUCGUCCCUGACCUCAUCAGGGGCUCUUGGGUCUGGCAAGAUGGGGAAUAUGAAAGCAGUUGGUAAACGCCAAGGCACUGGACAAGUAUCAUGGUCAGUGCAACCCCAACCUAGAUCCAGUGUUUUCCAGGUGGGGAGCCCUGCAUGGAGCAGGCAGAGAAGCCACUCCCAUCAACUGGGAGCUGUCCCAGGGUCACUGCUUCACCUUGCCCCACAGCAGCUUGAGGUCAGGAGAUGGAUGCAGCUUGAUUCACUGCCCCUCGCUCAGAGCAAGGAGGUAAGGACAUGGCUCCUCAGGGGCCUCCCUCCCUGCUGUGCAUUUUCAUUAAGGCAGAUUCACAGCCCACCUGGCAGGAGGGGUCUCUGCUCCUCACAUGGGGGCCUGGCAGCACCUACUGCCCCUGGCCUAAGGGGCCAGGGGAACUGCUGUCCAGCCUCAGCAGUGGGGGAACCAGAGGUUGUGUGGGCCAGUCUGGAGUAGAUGCUGGGGAGCUCUCCGGAUAAGAUGGGCCAGGUCUGGGAUGCCUGCUCUGCAGAGCUGGGAUCUUUUCUCAGGCCUGGGCUGAGGUCAGAGCCCUAAAGAUCUAGCUAGGGUGCAGCCUUCAGGGUAGAAAUCCAGGAGUGGGGUGGGCUGUGGCUGGCUCUUCUAGGUCCAGGCCUGAGAACCGGGGGUCUGAGCUCCUUUGUCAGUCCCAGGAAUCUCUCAGGCAGUGGGACUGAUGAGUGAUGGGCUUGGAGAAUGAAUGCCAGGCACCCCCAGGGCCAGCUGGGUUCUGGCCUAUCUGACAGUGAGGAGGGGGCAGUCCUGAGUGGCCCCCCCGCAGCCCCAGGUAGGAGCACACCUAGCUCUGAAGCAGGACUUCCAUUUCUACCUCCAGCACUUGUUUGUGCUCUCCUAUGGCAAGAUUGGUUUUAGACUUACAGUCUCUCAUCUUUACAAUAGUCAGGGGAAAGAAACCUACAGAGUAAUACCCAUUUCCCCCAGGAAGAAACUGAGGCCCCGAGCCCGGGACAUCUGAGAGGGAGCCCCGGGUAAGGCCUUGUCCCUUCCUGGGAGCCUCCUCCCCACCCCGACACUGGCUCUCUAUGUGAUGGCCUGUGGUCACGACUAAUGUCCAUUAGUUAGCCAGACCUGUUCCCUGGACCACCAGCUGGCUACUUGCCCCCAAUGGGGCAGAGAUGCAAGGGGGUCCUGGAAGAUGGCGAAGUGGGUAUGUAUUCUGGAAGGCCCCUCAAAUUACCUGACUUCAUAACUGGGCCACACCCAGUCUGGGCCUCACUGACAGUAGGGUGGAAUCUCCACAACAUCCUUAUGACUUCAAAGGCAGAACGUAGCCCCCUAGGGAGAGAAGGGUGACAGAGCUGUUGAGCCACAGAAUACAUGGUUACUGAGUAGUGAGCUCCCUGUCCUUGAGCAGACGCCGCCAUCCCUGAGACCUACUCCUCGACCUCCUUGCUCCUCCAGGUACGAUCCCUCCCUGCUCAUCCCCACCUCCCAACCUUUGCCAGUUUCUAGGUUCCUUACCCAGAAUGUCCUCUCAGAUCUCCCUGUUUCCAAGAGAUCUUAUUUCACGGACCACCUACUGUGUGCUCAGACUUGUGCUGACCAGAGCUGUGCAGGUGGUGGAAGAAGACAGGCGCUCGUAACACAGGGCAGAAUCAUAAUCAUAUCUCGCUUUCACUGAGUACCUUACUAUGCACUGGAUGUUACUCUAAGCAUGUGCCUUAGCUCACUUGUUUCUCGCGGCGAAUAUGAGCUAAGCACUUUCACUUACGCCUGCUUUCCAGAUGAGGGACCUGAGGCUCUGAGAGGUUAAAAAAUUUGCCUAGGGGCAAAGGAUGGGUUGUGGCACCAGGAUUCAACCCCAAUGUCAAUGACUUGGCACUCACACAUCUGCUACAGUCAAAACCUGUGGUGUAGGAGUUCCCGUCGUGGCUCAGUGGUUAACGAAUCUGACUAGGAACCAUGAGGUUUCGGGUUGGAUCCCUGGCCUCAAUUGGUGGGUUAAGGAUCUGGCGUUGCCAUGAGCUGUGGUGUUGGCCCCAGAUGUGACUCUGAUCCUGCAUUGCUGUGGCUGUGGUGUAGGCCAAUGGCUACAGCUCCGAUUAGACCCCUAGCCUGGUAACCUUCAUAUGCCACGAGAGUGGCCCUAGAAAAAGAAAGAAAGAAAAAAAAAAAAAGAAAAAAACCCAAAACCUGUGGUGUAAGCAGCGCUCUGGUUUCAGGCAAUGAGGGAGGGGGCUGGGGCUGUGAGAGCCAGGUGGGCCUGUGGGUCAGUGGGGGUGUUGGGAGCAGGAAACCUGUGAAUGUCAUUCAGUCUUGGGAGAGCUUGGCUACUGUUAACCUGAAUGUCACAGCCCUUGACACAGAGCCUGGCACCAAAUGGAUUAUUGGUUCAAUAAAUGUUUGUUGAAUGAAUGAAUGAGCCCUA